Messenger RNA from Rotaria sordida, 555 nucleotides. Lineage: Eukaryota; Metazoa; Rotifera; Eurotatoria; Philodinida; Philodinidae. The record is from the annotation of a GenBank genome assembly.
AUGAUACCAAAUUAUUUAAUAUGGAGUGUUGUUUCUCGACCAGCUUAUGUAUAUUUGCCUCAUUUAUAUACUGAAAAUUCUACGGAAAUAGUUUAUUGGGUUAGUACAGCAACAGGUGAACGAUUAGAAAAAAUGUCUUUUGUUAUAAUGGCAUUAUGUUUUAAAAUUUUACCUGUUUUUAUCUUAAUUAUAUUCAGUAUAUUAUUAAUAUUAAAUAUUCAUCAUGUACGUCAAUUACGUGAACGUCUUCAUCAUCGUUAUGUAUAUGUAUCAUCAACAUCAAGUUCAAAACGUGAAUUACGUAUCACACGAAUGCUUGUAUUCAUAACAUUAUUUACUGCAUUUGUUGAAUUUCCUCAAGGACUUUUUUUUAUUGCUAGUGGUAUUGAUAAAAAUUUCUUUUUCCUAUAUGCACAUUUAGGUGAUAUAUGGGAUAUAACAUCAAUUAGUUCAUCAUUUAUAACAUUUAUAAUGUAUUGUUUAAUGUCUCAACAAUUUCGUGUGGAAAUCUAUGCACUUAUUUUACCAAAAUGUUGGACAAAAAAUUCAAUUUGA